AUGGUUGUGAUGGAUUCUUUUGGUUCAAAUGAGACAAGAAGAACAGUUAAAGAGCAACGUGAAUUUGAUUUCUCACGUUAUCCUAAACGUCGUAUCGCACUAAUGUUUCUAUAUUAUGGGUGGCAAUAUGAUGGCCUUGUACAACAGCAAGAUACCUUGAAUACGGUUGAAGAAGUCAUAAAAAAUGCUCUUCUGAAGGUAAGAUUGAUAGAAUCAUGGAAAACUUGUGAGUGGUCACGAAGUGGUCGCACUGAUAAAGGGGUAUCGGCGUUCAAGCAAAUUGCGUCACUUGUUGUAAGAUCAAAUGAUCCAAACGAUGAGUUUGUGUUCUGGCCUGAUGACAAAGCUGAUGAUAGCAGUAUUGCAGUAAGUUCACGAAUCUCACCACCAUACAAAGAGUUAUCAUAUACAAAAAUGUUGAACGCUGUAUUACCCAACAAUAUUCGUGUGCUUGCUUGGGCACCAAUUAGCAGUGAUUUCAGUGCAAGAUUCUCAUGUACGAAACGCGUUUACAAGUAUGCAUUCCCUCGAGCCGAUUUCAACGUUUAUGCCAUUCAAGAGGCAUGUAAAUUACUGGUCGGUGAACAUGACUUCAGGAAUUUUUGUCGUAUCGAUCUCAAUAAAGCCCGAGUUGAAAUGAGUUAUGUGAGAAAUGUUUUCGAGGCAUACAUUUCGAUUGUUUGCAACGAUGGCAGCCGAGUGCGGGUCUAUGAAAACAAAGAGUUUCAAAAUUGUGGGCCGUAUUCAAUGGUUGAGUUUACGAUGGUAGGGUCGGGUUUUUUGUGGCAUCAAAUCCGAUGUAUAAUGGCGGUCAUUUAUGAAAUUGGCAAAGAGAACGAGAAACCUGAGGUAAUCUCAGAAUUGCUCGAUAUCAAGUCAACUCCACGAAAACCAGCGUAUGGACUGGUACCGCCGUCCCCGUUAUGUCUUUUCGAGUGCAGUUAUGGAAAUGAGGAUAUCAGAUGGAUGUGGGAUAUUGAUUGUGUACGCAAGAUCAAAUCUCAACUCCUAAUCACGUUGGCAGAUCUCCAGGCCAAGUGUAUGAUUUUGCGCAAUAUGGUCACGGGUAUCGAACAGAUGGUACCCGAACUUGAAACGAAUAUCGAAGGUCUUGGUGACUUCAUGAAACCGAAUGGUCAGUGUGGUUCGUCAUAUACGAGAUUAAAGGAGAGACCCACUUGUGAUGCGCUUGAAGAGAAACGUGAAAAGGUUCGUGCUAAAGCAAAGAAAUUUGAAGAGAUGAAAAUUGUCAAAAGACGGAAAGUUGAUGAUACUGAAUCUACUCCAUAG
Anisakis simplex (herring worm) is the source of this 1290-nucleotide messenger RNA. The record is from the annotation of a GenBank genome assembly. Lineage: Eukaryota; Metazoa; Nematoda; Chromadorea; Rhabditida; Anisakidae.